Molecule: messenger RNA, 1664 nt
Organism: Phanerochaete carnosa HHB-10118-sp
Lineage: Eukaryota; Fungi; Basidiomycota; Agaricomycetes; Polyporales; Phanerochaetaceae
Exons: 7
Biological process (GO): cell surface receptor signaling pathway
Source: RefSeq, a predicted model, not a curated record
ACCGGAUUCCUCGCAAACCUUGGGGCACGAGGCCAGCGACAUUGCGGCAUGCGUCGCCGCUUUCACCACUCCACCAGCAGCUAUGCAUCGUCCGAGAGUGAAUUUACGCAGCGGCAAGGCCGCCAAUGCCGCAGUCGUACAUCUGAAACAAGCUCUCGACGUGUUCAACAAUGUUGCCGGUAAUGUCGGCGUGCCAGGAUUGCAGGCAGGUGUGGGAGUCCUGUCGGCUGUGUUGGGGAUGAUCCAGAAAUCGCAUGCGAACACAGAAAGUAUCAAGGAAAUGGCUGCUAGGGUCGAAGAACUGACAAGGAUGGUGCAAGAGAGUGCGGAACUGCAAGGCGAGAACAUAUCUGCUUCAAUGCAGGCCAGAAUAAAUCAAUUACUGGAGUCAUGGAACGCAAUUAAUGUCGAAGCUCAAAGUCUUAAGUCCCGGCAUAAAUUCUGGAGAAUACUGGGAAGCGACGGGGAAGGGGAGAAGGUCACAGGUUUAGUGCAAAGGGUAUCUAUGUCAAUCGAUGCUUUUACGGCCGUUGGUGUGAUUGCGAUCGAGGCUGGUUUGAAUAGAGCAGAGAGGAGGAUAGACGUCAUCCCCGAUGUGACUGUUCAACGCUUGCUAACUCACUUGGAAGGCAGCUUUGUACCGCCUCAUGCGGCCCGGGCGCAAUUCGACGGUUAUCCAGAACGCAAUGCUUGUCUUGGCGGGACACGUACCGAUAUCCUGGAAACCAUCUCCACCUGGGCAGCCGGUCGACUUGGGCAAGCGCCUGGCGAAACAGCCAAUUCUGCCGGAAGCUCCACCCACCAGCAACCCAACAUCCUCUGGCUUGAUGGUGUGCCCGGCACCGGCAAGACAACCAUAUCGUAUACCAUUGCAAAGCAGUGCCAUGACCGCGGCAUCCUAGGUGCAAGCUUCUUCUGUUCUCGAUUUGAUGCCGACUGCAGCAAACCCUCCAUGAUCUUCACUACCAUCGCUCACCGCCUAGGACUGUUCUGUGAAGCUUACAAGGACCGAGUCACGAAGAUAAUCAAGAAAGAUCCCGAUCUCGUGGACUCUCAGGUCUCUCGCCAGUUCGAGGAGCUUAUAUUGCGGCCGCUGGAGCUCCUCCGCGACAGCUUCCCCCCAUGUGUUAUAGUGAUCGAUGCUCUCGACGAGUGUCAACAGCCACGGGUCACCUCUGAGAUCUUAUCGACUCUGCUCGACCAUGCACAGAAUCUCUCCCCGCUACGAUUCCUCGUCACUAGCCGGCCUGAACGGCACAUUACUGUCGUGUUUGACGCUCCCCGCUACCGCAAUGCUUUUCGCAAGAUACUCCUACACGCAGACGAAUUACAGCCCGUCACCACCACGGACAUCAAGCAGUAUCUCUCGGUGUCCCUCUCACAUAUCGGACUGUAUUUCGGCUUAGCAGAGCCCUGGCCCGACGGCGCCGAUAUCGAGGUACUCAGCAGGAUGACCGGCGGCCUGUUCAUCUGUGCUGCGACCGCCGCCAAAUUCAUUGAAGACCCUCACUUCAACGAUCCAAAUGGACAGCUGACCAAGCUUAUAACCGCCGCAAAUUCGCACGGCUCCCAUCAGCUGCUUGACCGACUAUACCUGGAGGUGCUCAAAACCGCCUUGGCUAACGUGUCGGCAGAUCUGUCCGAACGACUCCAGACCAUCCUUG